AUGCUUUCGUCGAGGGUCGCCAGAUCGCUGCCUCGCACCAUCUCAGCAUUCUCACGUUCCCCCGUCGCCCGCUCGCCUUUAGCAUCUUCAUUCACUCGAUGCCAGUCUUCAGGUGGCGAAGGGAAGGUAAAAGGCCAAGUGAUUGGUAUUGAUCUUGGCACAACCAACUCAGCUGUCGCUAUCUUAGAAGGCAAAACACCCAGAAUAAUAGAAAACGCCGAGGGAACGAGGACAACACCUUCUGUGGUCGCCUUUGCGCAAGAUGGCGAGCGACUUGUCGGCAUAUCCGCCAAACGCCAGGCUGUCGUAAACCCAGAAAAUACUCUCUUCGCUACGAAGCGUCUCAUCGGGCGCAAGUAUACCGAUGCCGAAUGUCAGCGAGAUAUCAAAGAGGUACCAUACAAGAUCGUCCAGCAUACGAACGGAGAUGCUUGGGUCGAGGCUCGGGGGCAGAAAUACUCACCUUCUCAAAUUGGUGGCUUCGUUCUCCAGAAAAUGAAGGAAACCGCUGAGUCGUACCUCAACAAGGGCAUCAAGAAUGGUGUCGUCACUGUGCCAGCCUACUUUAACGACUCACAGCGUCAAGCUACCAAAGAUGCUGGGCAGAUCGCUGGUCUUGACGUCUUGCGAGUUGUAAACGAGCCCACAGCUGCUGCGCUUGCGUAUGGACUUGAAAAAGACGAAGAUCGUGUUAUCGCAGUCUAUGACCUAGGAGGCGGAACUUUUGAUAUUUCGAUCCUUGAGAUUCAAAAGGGCGUUUUCGAGGUCAAAUCAACCAACGGCGACACUCAUUUGGGGGGUGAGGACUUCGAUAUUAACCUCGUUCGCCACCUAGUCCAGCAAUUCAAGAAAGAAUCUGGUAUCGAUCUGUCAAACGACCGGAUGGCUAUACAACGUAUUCGUGAGGCUGCCGAGAAGGCCAAGAUCGAGCUUUCGUCAACUCUUCAAACCGACAUCAACCUUCCCUACAUCACCGCUGACGCGUCAGGACCCAAGCAUAUCAACCUGAAGAUGUCAAGAUCCCAGCUCGAAAACCUCGUCGAGCCCCUGAUUGGCCGGACCAUCGAUCCAGUGAGAAAAGCCUUGAAAGAUGCAAACCUGCAGGCGAAGGAUAUCCAGGAAGUCAUUCUUGUUGGAGGCAUGACUCGCAUGCCCAAGGUCACCGAAUCAGUAAAGAGCAUCUUCGGCCGGGAUCCUGCGAAAUCGGUUAACCCAGAUGAGGCUGUGGCUAUCGGUGCUGCUAUUCAAGGUGCUGUCUUAGCUGGUGAGGUUAUGGAUGUACUACUGCUCGAUGUUACGCCCCUAUCUCUUGGUAUCGAGACUCUUGGUGGCGUUUUUACGCGUCUGAUAAACCGGAAUACCACUAUACCCACCAAGAAGUCGCAAGUAUUUUCCACAGCAGCAGAUUUUCAGACUGCUGUUGAGAUCAAAGUGUACCAGGGUGAGCGUGAGCUCGUCCGUGAUAACAAGUUGCUCGGAAACUUCCAGCUCGUCGGUAUUCCGCCAGCCCACCGUGGUGUUCCUCAAGUUGAAGUGACCUUCGACAUUGACGCCGACUCCAUCGUGCACGUUCACGCCAAAGACAAGUCCACCAACAAGGAUCAAUCCAUUACCAUUGCAUCUGGAUCUGGUCUCUCGGACUCAGAGAUCGAAGGGAUGGUAAACGAUGCCGAAAAGUACGGAGAGCAGGAUAAGGAGCGAAAGUCAGCCAUCGAGGCAGCCAACCGCGCUGACGGUGUUUUGAACGACACCGAGAAGGCUUUGAAAGAUUUUGCUGACAAGCUCGACAAGGCUGAAGUGGAUCAACUGAAAGAGAAGAUCUCCACGCUUCGAGAGUUUGUUGCGAAGAACCAAAGCGGUGAGGGAAGUGCAACGGCAGAGGAGCUUAAGGAGAAGACAGAUGAGCUGCAAGUGGCAAGCUUAAAUCUAUUCGACAAGAUGCACAAGGCACGCACAGAGGAGCAGCAGACACCACCACCGGGCAAUGCAGGAGAGACACCACCAGAGGGCCAACAAGGUAACAGCCAAGGCGAGAAAAAGCCGUAG
Messenger RNA from Letharia columbiana, 2046 nucleotides. RefSeq lists its product as uncharacterized. Gene Ontology annotation, cellular component: cytoplasm; mitochondrion. NCBI's taxonomy places the organism in Eukaryota, Fungi, Ascomycota, Lecanoromycetes, Lecanorales, Parmeliaceae. The record is from RefSeq and is a predicted model, not a curated record. Bases 1 to 2046 code for a protein of 681 amino acids. The transcript has 4 exons. Gene Ontology annotation, molecular function: ATP-dependent protein folding chaperone; ATP binding; misfolded protein binding. Gene Ontology annotation, biological process: cellular response to unfolded protein; protein refolding.